CCGUGUCACAGCCUGGGCAGCUCCAGUGUCCCCCCCGCGCUGGGGAUGUCCUCACCAGCGUGGGGACUGGGGCAGCUGGGUGAUGUCCUUGUCUUGAGGGUACCACGGCACCGUGUCCUGCUUCUGGGGGUGUCAUGACAUUGUGUCUUGGUCCGUGUAGUGUCACCUCCAUUUGUCUUGGUCCAAAGGGUGACACGGCGUUGUGUCCUGGUCCUAAGGGCACUGCGGCAUUGUGUCCUCACCAGCGUGGGGACUGGGACAGCUGGGUGACAUCCUUGUCUUGAGGGUACUACGGCACCGUGUCCUGCUCCUGGGGGUGUCAUGGCAGUGUAUCCAGGUCCCCAUGGUGUCACGUUCUUUUGCCUUGAUCCCAAGGGUUCCAUGGCUCCACGUCCUGGUCCUCACGGUGUCACCUCCAUUUGUCUUGGUCCAAAGGGUGCUGUGGCAUUAUAUCCUGGUCCUGAGGGCACUGUGGUGUUAUGUCCUCACCAGCAUGGGGACUGGGACAGCUGGGUGACAUCCUCAUCUUGAGGGUACCAUGGCACCGUGUCCUGCUCCUGGGGGUGUCAUGACAUUGUGUCUUGGUCCGCGUAGUGUCACCUCCAUUUGUCUUGGUCCUGAGGGUGACACAGUGUUGUGUCCUGUUCCUGAGGGCAAUGUGGUGCAGUUGUGUCCUGGUCCCAAGGGUUUCAUGGCUGUUUGUCCAGGUCCUGAAGGUGUAAUGGCAGUGUGUCCAGGUCCUCGUGGUGUUAUCUCCUUGUGUCUUGGUCCUGAGGGUGCCAUGGCUCCACAUCCUGAUCCUCAUGGUCUCACCUCCAUUUUUCUUGGUCCUGACAGUGACAUGGCAUUGUGUCAUGGUCCUAAGAGCCUCAUGGCAUUGUGUCCUGGUCCUGAAGUUGUUCGUUGCAACAUGACCUGCUCCUCAGGGUGUCAUGGAAGUGAUUUCUGGUCCUCAGUGUGUCAUGGGGGUGUGUCUUGGUCCUGAGGGUGUCUUGGCCACUUGUCCUGGACCUGAAGCUACUGUGCAUUGUGUCUCUUCAUGGUGUCACAUCCUUGUAUCUUGGUCCUGAGGAUGCCUUGGAUGUGUCUUCUGUUUCCUAAGGGUGUCAUGGCUUUGUGUCCUGGUCCAGAGAACGUUAUGGCAGCAUGUCCUGUUCCUUGGGGUGUCAUGGCAGCAUGUCCUGGUCUUGAGGGCACCAUGGUGGUGUAUCCUGGUCCUCAGGGUGACACAGCGAAGUGUCCUGGUCAUGACGGUAUCACACCCAUGUGUCCUGGUGCUGAGGUUGUCACAUCAUUGUGUCCUGGUCCUGAAGGUGCCCAGCAAUAUUUCCUGGUCCUCAGUGUGUCACAUCCACGUGUCCUGGUCCUGGCUGUUUGACCUAACCAUGGAAGGGUCAUGGCAUCGCAUCCUUCUCCAGAAGGUGCUGUAGCAGCAUGUACUGCUCCUCAGGAUGUCAUUGUCACAUGUCGUCACCCUGAGGUGGUCAUGGCAUUGUGUCCCGCUCCUGAGGAUCUCAUGACACCAUGUCCUAGUCCUGAGGGUGUCGUGACGUGUCUUGAUUAUGAGGGUGCCAUGGCCAUGUGUCCCAGUCCUGAGGGUGCCAUGGCUGUGUGUCCUUGUCCUGAGGGUGUCAAUACAGCAUGUCCCAGACCUGAGGGUGUCCUUGCAACAUUAGGUGCUCCUGGUCCUUGGUGUACCACGGCACCAUGUCCUGGGCAUGAGGGUUUCAUGACAGCAUGAUCUGGUGCUGGGGGUAUUGUGUCUGUGUGUCCUGGUCCUGAAAGUGUCAUGGCACUGUGUCCUGGUCCUGAGGGUGCUUUGGCACUUUCUCCUGGUCCUGAGGGUGUCAUGACCACUUGUGCUGGUCCUGAGGGUGUCACAGCAGUGUUCCUGGUAUUGACGAUGUCAUGUCCAUGUGUCUUCCUCCUGAGGGUGCUUUGGCAUUGUGUUCUGGUCCUGAAUAUGUCAUGGCUACAUGUCCUUCAGACGGUGCCACUGCAGCAUGUCCUGGUCCUGAGGACGUCAUGGUAGCACGACCAAUGUCCUGAGGGUGUCAUGGCCAUGUGUCCUUGUCCUGAGGGGGCCACUGCAGUGUGUCAUGGUCCUGAGGGUGUCAUGGCAGCAUGUCUUGGGCCUUGAUGGUGGCAUGGCCUUCUCUGCUGGUCCUGAGGUAUCCAUGGCAAAGCGUCAUGGUCCUGGAGGUGCCAUGGCAAUGUGUCCUGGUCCUGAGGGUGCCAUGGCUUUAUGUCCGGGACCUAAAGGUGUUGAUGCCACCAUAUUCUGGUCCUGAGUAUGCCAUGGCAAUGUGUCCUGCUCCUGGGGAUGUCCUGGCAGCAUAUCCUGUUCCUGAAGAUGCCAUGGCAGUGUCUCAUGGUCCUGUGGGUGUCAUGUCUGUGUGUCCCAGUCCUGAAGAUGCCACAGCAACAUGUCUGUGUCCUUUUGUCCCAUGGCAGUGUGUCCUGGUUGUGACAGUGCCAUGGCAGCAUGUCCUUGUCCCGAGGGUUCCUGAUGAUGUUACAUCUCUAGAUCCUGGUUCUCUGGGUGCCAUGACAUUGUGUGGUGUCCUCAUGGGGUCGUGACCGCGUGUCUGUGUCCUGAGGCUUCCGUGACCACAUCUCCUGGUCCUGAGAAUGCCAUUGUAUCCCCAUCCCACCCCAGGGCCACCCUGCAGGUGGUGGCAGCCCAACGCACCUGAGAUACAGGAGGUGGAAAGCAGUGACACCCCCAAAGACCUGGCGGCCGUCCCCAAGUGCCCCCCGCCCUGCCCGGAGGCCAGCCCUGCCGAGCCGCUGCCCAACGGGGACGUGGAAGGGGACGGUGGGCAGUGGAAGGGGGCGGAGGAGGCCGGGGCCAGCCCCAAGGGCGGCCGGCCCGAGGAGGACGAGACGGAGAGCCUGCCGGACGGCGAGACGGGCCGGGCGCUGGAGAACGGCCGCUGCACCCCCAAGGAGGGCCUGGACGCCCCGGCCGAUGAGGGUGAGCUGGCCCCUUCCGACCCCCAGAAGAAACGCGGGAGGAGGAAACUCCUGGAAGCCACAGAGAAAAGCAAGGACGAGAAGGAGGAGAACAGCUUCGACACCCUGAAAAUGGAGGCAACUCAGUUCGGUCCGGCCCGGCCCGGCCCGAACCAGUCGGCUCGGUCCGGCCCGGCUCGGAGGGGUUCGGCUCCACUUGCCUCAGUUCGGCCCGACUCGGCUGGGCUCGGCUUAGUCCGGCUCGGCAACUCGGCUCAGUUCGGACCGGCCCGUCGCGGCGCUCAGCCCGCAUGGGCGGAGAAGAAGGCGAAGGUGAUCGCCGUGAUGAACGUGGUGGAGGAGACGCCGCGGGCCGAGCCCCAGAAGGAGGAGGAGGCCAGCCCCCCCGCCUCGCAGCAGCCCACCGACCCCGCCUCGCCCAACGUGGCCACCACGCCUGAGCCCGUGGUGGCCGACGCCGUCGACAAGAACACCUCCAAGUCGGCCGACGACGAGCCCGAGUACGAGGACGGCCGGGGCUUUGGCAUCGGCGAGCUGGUGUGGGGCAAGCUGCGUGGCUUCUCCUGGUGGCCCGGGCGCAUCGUCUCCUGGUGGAUGACGGGCCGGAGCCGGGCGGCCGAGGGCACCCGCUGGGUGAUGUGGUUCGGGGAUGGCAAGUUCUCUGUGGUCUGUGUGGAGAAGCUCCUGCCGCUCAGCUCCUUCGCCAGCGCCUUCCACCAGGCCACCUACAACAAGCAGCCCAUGUACCGCAAAGCCAUCUACGAGGUGCUGCAGGUGGCGAGCAGCAGAGCGGGGAAGAUCUUCCCAGCGUGCCCCGAGAACGACGAGACCGACACCUCCAAGGUGGUGGAGAUCCAGAACAAGCAGAUGAUCGAGUGGGCCCUGGGCGGCUUCCAGCCCUCCGGCCCCAAGGGGCUGGAGCCCCCCGAAGAGGAGCGAAACCCCUACAAAGAAGUUUACACGGAGAUGUGGGUAGAGCCAGAAGCCGCUGCCUACGCACCCCCCCCACCCGCCAAAAAACCCAGGAAAAGCACAACGGAGAAACCCAAGGUCAAGGAGAUCAUCGACGAGCGCACCCGAGAGCGGCUCGUCUACGAGGUGCGGCAGAAAUGCAGGAACAUCGAAGACAUCUGCAUCUCCUGCGGGAGCCUCAACGUCACCCUGGAGCACCCUCUAUUUAUCGGAGGAAUGUGCCAAAACUGCAAGAACUGCUUCUUGGAGUGCGCGUACCAGUACGACGACGAUGGCUACCAGUCCUACUGCACCAUCUGCUGCGGCGGCCGCGAGGUGCUCAUGUGCGGCAACAACAACUGCUGCAGGUGCUUCUGCGUGGAGUGCGUGGACCUGCUGGUGGGCCCGGGGGCGGCCCAGGCGGCCAUCAAGGAGGACCCCUGGAACUGCUACAUGUGCGGCCACAAGGGUGUCUACGGGCUGCUGCGGCGGCGGGAGGACUGGCCCUCGCGCCUCCAGAUGUUCUUCGCCAACAACCACGACCAGGAGUUUGUGAGUCACCCGGCGGCAGGACCCGCUGCCCCCCGUCCCCGCUCCCCCACAGGCCUGCUGGUGCUGAAGGACCUGGGCAUCCAGGUGGACCGUUACAUCGCCUCCGAGGUGUGCGAGGACUCCAUCACCGUGGGCAUGGUGAGGCACCAGGGCAAGAUCAUGUACGUCGGGGACGUCCGAAAUGUCACCCAGAAGCAGAUACAGGAGUGGGGUCCCUUCGACCUGGUGAUCGGGGGGAGCCCCUGCAACGACCUCUCCAUCGUCAACCCGGCCAGGAAGGGGCUCUACGAGGGCACCGGGAGGCUCUUCUUCGAGUUUUACCGCCUGCUCCACGAAGCCCGGCCCAAGGAGGGCGACGACCGGCCCUUCUUCUGGCUCUUCGAGAACGUGGUGGCCAUGGGGGUGAGCGACAAGAGGGACAUCUCCCGCUUCCUGGAGUCCAACCCCGUCAUGAUUGAUGCCAAAGAAGUGUCUGCAGCACAUCGGGCACGGUACUUCUGGGGGAACCUUCCCGGGAUGAACAGGCCACUCGCCUCCACGGUCAACGAUAAGCUGGAGCUGCAGGAGUGCCUGGAGCACGGCAGGAUAGCCAAGUUCAGCAAAGUGCGAACCAUCACCACCCGCUCCAACUCCAUCAAGCAGGGCAAGGACCAGCACUUCCCCGUCUUCAUGAACGAGAAGGAGGACAUCCUGUGGUGCACGGAGAUGGAGAGGGUGUUUGGGUUCCCGGUGCAUUACACGGACGUGUCCAACAUGAGCCGCCUGGCCCGGCAGAGACUGCUCGGCAGGUCCUGGAGCGUGCCGGUCAUCCGCCACCUCUUCGCCCCCCUCAAGGAAUACUUCGCCUGUGUCUAGAGGAGCAGAGGAGAAGAGAGAGAGAGAGAGAGAGAGAGAGAUGGGGAACUGGUGACACACGGAGCGAGUCAGAAAAAAAAAAUACAAACCACCACCACCACAACCAACAACGACGACGAGAAGAAAACCACCAUCCACACGCCAAGAGAAGCGAAGAAAAGAAAAAAAAAAAACAACAGCAACAACAAAAAACCACCACCAACAACAAAAACACCAGGGAAUGAGAGAAAAGAGUCAGCA
Calidris pugnax (ruff) is the source of this 5574-nucleotide messenger RNA. It is a transcript of the gene DNMT3A, whose product is annotated as DNA (cytosine-5-)-methyltransferase 3 alpha. The coding region runs from base 2632 to 5334 and encodes 900 amino acids. The transcript has 20 exons. The record is from RefSeq and is a predicted model, not a curated record. Gene Ontology annotation, molecular function: DNA (cytosine-5-)-methyltransferase activity. Gene Ontology annotation, biological process: negative regulation of DNA-templated transcription. NCBI's taxonomy places the organism in Eukaryota, Metazoa, Chordata, Aves, Charadriiformes, Scolopacidae. Gene Ontology annotation, cellular component: cytoplasm; nucleus.